This is a messenger RNA of Dendrobium catenatum, 3847 nucleotides long. RefSeq names its product transcriptional corepressor SEUSS-like. The coding region runs from base 641 to 3151 and encodes 836 amino acids. Gene Ontology annotation, cellular component: nucleus; transcription regulator complex. The record is from RefSeq and is a predicted model, not a curated record. NCBI's taxonomy places the organism in Eukaryota, Viridiplantae, Streptophyta, Magnoliopsida, Asparagales, Orchidaceae. Gene Ontology annotation, biological process: negative regulation of transcription by RNA polymerase II; positive regulation of transcription by RNA polymerase II. The transcript is spliced from 10 exons.
GUUGGGAUUACAUAGAGAGAGAGAGAGAGAGACGGCGUGCCGGGGAUUCGAUGUGGAGGAAACCCUAAUGUCCUAUUAUGAUAAAUUUAGUGAAGCAGUGGCCGCGGAGAGCAGGAUUGUUUACUUGCGGCGCUUGUUUCUUUAUGUUAAUAAAGAACUAAGAUUAUUGGUAGUUGUGAUUACAGAGUCUGAUCUGGAGUAAGUGGGGAUGAUCGAUUCUUCUGGUUGCUUCGGCUGCUGGGCAUCGACUUAUGGCAGGAAGAUUUGAUUAUUAUCCCUUAUGUUCUUCGCACUUUCCGUGUCUAAUUUUUAUAGCGUUCCUUUUGGUAUUGGAUAUUCGAUUCAUUCUGUUGUUUGGAGAUCGAAAAAUGUGCUAGGACGUGGUUAUAAGGAAGCGCUUUUGGAGGACGGAGGACUCUUUUGAUAUGAUCUGGAAAAGGCAUGCUGGAAAUCAUAAUUUUCGUUAUUUCUGCUCUUUAUUGGUUUUCCUGGCAAUGCCAAUGUAUUUGAGGAGAAAGGUGAAACUGUAGACGAUUUGCUUGGCACGAAUAGAUUUGACAACACUUGUUUUUGCCUUGACGGCCCAAGCUAGCUCUUUGAACUGCUCCUUUUUUGCCGGUGCUUGCAUUCUGGAAAAACAAUGGUUCCCUCUGGACCACCAACCGGAGCUAGCGGUGCCCAGUCUGUUGUUUCCUCCCUUUUGCGGGCAAAUUCUGGCUCGCUAGGAAGUGUUCAGCCAGGCUCCAUUUCUCCUCAGCAGACUUUCUCUUCCUUGAUUUCCCCUCGGGCACAACUGAAUGGCGGUGCCAAUGGUACCAAUAUGACUUUUCUAGGCGGCAUCACAAAUGCCUCAUCUCUCCUCAACCAUUCUUUUGGAAAUGCAUUUCCUGCUUCUGGAGGUGUGAUUUCAACCCCGCAGAUGAAUUCUCAGCAGCGGGGGGGUAUGGGCGGCAACUCUCUUGAUAUGCUUGGUUCUACAGAGUCCGAUCCUAUCUCCUUUCCUUCACCAUCUGGUUCACUACAUGGACAGCAUUUGCAAAAUCCUUCUGGGAAGCAGACGAUUGCUGAUCAUUCUCAUUCUCAAACUCAACAACUUGAUGCAAUGCAGAAUUUCCAGCAGCAGGUCUCAGUUCCUCACAACCAACAGCGGCAGCAACAUAGAGGAGGGCUUGGAAAUGUUGGUGGCGUGGAUCCAGUUAAAUUGGAAGAGCAAACGGGUUCAAGUGAUCAGAGCUUCCCUGGACAACAGUUGCCUUCCAUACGAGGUAUUGGUUCUGUGAAAAUGGAACCUUUGCAGCUGCAGUCUGUGAGAAGUUUAGGCCCAGCUAAGAUGGAGCAUCAACAAACAGAUUCUUCAUUGUUCCUGCAACAACAUCAGCAGCAAAAUGCUCAGCAGCAGUUGUUGCAAAUGUCAAGGUCUGCUCCACAUGCUUCUGCUGCUGCACAGAUGAGUUUCUUGCAACAGCAGAGGAUGUUGCUAAUACAACAACAGAAACAACAACAACAUCAGCUUUUUAAGACGCUUCCACAACGAAUCCAACUACAACAACAGCUUCAGCAUGGUGUUCCAAUUAGACCACAAAUGAAACAAACCAUAUAUGAGCCCGGAAUGUGUGCAAGACGGUUGACCCAAUACAUGUAUAGCCAGCAGCACAGACCAGAAGAUAAUAACAUUGAUUUUUGGAGGAAGUUCGUUGCUGAAUUCUUUGCUUCCAAUGCUAAGAAGAGAUGGUGUGUUUCCCUGUAUGGAAGUGGUCGGCAGACUAUUGGAGUUUUUCCACAGGAUGUGUGGCAUUGUGAAAUUUGCAGGCGGAAGCCUGGACGUGGUUUUGAAGCAACUGUUGAGGUUUUACCAAGGCUAUUACAAAUUAAAUAUGCCAGUGGCACUUUGGAGGAGCUUCUUUAUGUUGAUAUGCCUCGAGAGUCUCACACUACAUCAGGCCAGAUUCUACUGGACUAUGCUAAAGCAGUUCAAGAGAGCGUAUUUGAACAAUUGCGUGUUGUGCGUGAAGGACAAUUAAGAAUUGUUUUCAAUCCGGAUCUGAAGAUAUCUUCGUGGGAGUUUUGUGCCAGAAGGCACGAGGAACUAAUCCCUCGAAGAUUGAUAAUGCAUCAGGUCAGUCAACUCGGGGCUGUUGUUCAGAAGCAUCAAACUGCUUCCCAAAAUGCAUCUAGUCUUUCUAUCCAAGAUCUUCAGACUACUUGUAAUUCCUUUGUUUCUUCUGCUCGCCAGUUAGCUAAAGCUUUGGAGGUGCCACUGGUUAAUGAUUUGGGAUAUACAAAAAGAUAUGUACGUUGCCUGCAGAUAUCUGAAGUUGUUCAUAGCAUGAAGGAUCUGAUUGACUACAGCAGGGAAACCGGGACUGGACCGAUGGACAGCUUGAUGAAGUUUCCUAAAAGAAGUUCCAUAUCACCUGGCUUACAUUCUCAACAAACUCUGCAACAAGAUACUCAACAAAAUGUGAUGCAGAACUCAAGUCAGAACACUCAGAGUUCACAUGGAACUGGACUUAUAAACAAUUCUCAUAAUGCUCCAUCAUUGGCCUCAACAUCUGGAACUCCUAUGGUAGGCCUUCUCCAUCAGAAUUCAAUGAAAAUGAUGCAAGAACACCAGAUGAAUAGCCUGAACGGUGUAUUUGCCAGUGACCAGAUCCCAUCAGCCAGCUCUUCUAACUCAAUUCCACCGUCCCAACCCAAUUCAUCAUCUCCAUUCUCCCUAACUCCUACUUCAAAUAACAGUAUAGCUCCAUCACCCCACAUCUCUCGCAUGAAUUGUGUCCCUACUGACUCGCACAGUUCUUCUGUACAGCAAAUAUUGCAAGAAAUGAUGUCUUCUCAGCUAAAUAGUGUUAGCGCAAUGACUGGUUCUGCACCGGCCAGUCUGAAUGGUGGCAAUUGCUUAGUUGGGAACGAAAGAGCCAACACUCUAACUAACAAUAUUGGUGUCGUUGGUGGCAUGAGUGGGUUAAGAGCAGCCAUGACAAAUAAUGCUAUGAACAUAAACGGCAGGGUUGGAAUAAAUCACAUUUCUCGGGAUCCAUCAGUAAUUAGUCAGUACCAGCAACAAGAUAUGGGAAACAGAUUGGUGCGUGGACUCGGGUCAGUUAGCAGCUUUGAUAAUCUGCAGUUUGAUUGGAAGUCCUCUCCAUGACUGGUUAAUUGCUACAUUUGUAUAUUCGUUCUUCAAUUAAGGCUUCGUUUGGGACGGUUUUAAGCUGCUUUAUGAAGCAGUAAGAAAGCAGUCCCAAACGAUGCCUAAGUUAUUGAGAAGCAGCUUCUUUCAGCUUUGUCUCGCCCAUCCAAUCAUCAGGAAGGAAUGAUACAGCACUGCUUCUAUGCCUCAGGGUUUUCUAUAUUCCUUUAACUUCUAACUUAACAGUGGCAGAGCAAAAUGAGUUGAGUGAAAUACGAGGUCCUUUUACUCAUUUUUUCUACUUUCUAGUACGAUAAGAGAGGAAUGGAAGAGAGGAGGGCUGCUUCACAUGUCGGCCAAUUGUCUUAUUUCAACAGCAUCACGACACAAGCUAAGGGCAUAUUGACCUUAUUACAGAGACGUCACACUCAAAGUUAAUGUAAGCUUCUCUAAACCUACAGGGUUUUGUAAACCAUCGUUCCACUACUAGUUCUUGCUGUAAUUUAUGUGUAGCCAAAAGCGUGAAGAGGAUUAUGGUUUAUAUAUUUGAAGAGGUGCUUUGAGUGUGAUUAUGGUGCUUCACUUUGCUUGAAAAGCUUCAACGUUUACUGUACUUGUUUGCAUAUAUAUAUAUACUUAGUCGAGAAGUGCAAAUGUAACAUUUUUAUAGCAAUGAACUGUCGGAAUUUACUUACUGAACAUACUUUAACAUAA